Molecule: messenger RNA, 2895 nt
Organism: Priceomyces carsonii
Lineage: Eukaryota; Fungi; Ascomycota; Pichiomycetes; Serinales; Debaryomycetaceae
Gene: ALA1
Product: alanine--tRNA ligase
Exons: 1
Coding region: 1-2895 (964 amino acids)
Biological process (GO): alanyl-tRNA aminoacylation
Cellular component (GO): cytoplasm; mitochondrion
Molecular function (GO): ATP binding; alanine-tRNA ligase activity; nucleic acid binding
Source: RefSeq, a predicted model, not a curated record
AUGUUAAAGACUUCGAUUCCAAAAAGAAUAAUGUCUACAUCAACAAAUGAGUGGCCAGCUGCCAAGGUGAGAUCUACAUUUUUGGAUUUGUUUAAGCAGAAGGACCAUAAGUUUGUCCCUUCAUCGUCUGUUGUUCCUCAUAAUGACCCAACCUUGUUGUUCGCCAAUGCAGGUAUGAACCAAUAUAAGCCAAUCUUCUUAGGCACUGUGGAACCAGGUUCGGAUUUUGUUUCUCUAAAGAGAGCGGUUAAUUCACAGAAGUGUAUACGUGCAGGUGGUAAGCAUAAUGAUUUAGAAGACGUCGGUAGAGACUCCUAUCAUCACACAUUUUUUGAGAUGUUAGGAAAUUGGUCUUUUGGAGACUAUUUCAAAAAAGAGGCUAUAGCUUGGGCAUGGGAACUUUUAACGGAAGUAUAUAAACUAGAUAAAGAUAGAUUUUAUGCCACCUAUUUCGGAGGCGACGAGAAACUAGGAUUAGAACCGGAUUUGGAAGCUAAACAGUAUUGGAUUGAUGUCGGAGUCCCAGAAGACCACAUUUUACCAGGAUCUGCGAAAGAUAACUUCUGGGAAAUGGGAGACCAAGGACCUUGUGGACCGUGCUCUGAAAUCCAUUACGAUAGAAUUGGAGGAAGAAAUGCUUCAAGCUUGGUUAACAUGGAUGAUCCAAAUGUCUUAGAAGUAUGGAAUAUUGUCUUCAUUCAAUACAACAGGGAACCAGAUGGGACCUUAAGACCCCUUCCAUCUAAGCAUAUUGAUACUGGAUUGGGAUUCGAAAGAUUAGUCUCUAUUUUGCAAGAUAAAUCUUCCAAUUAUGAUACUGAUGUCUUUCAGCCACUUUUUGAUCAAAUCCGUGAAAUUACUGGGGUGAGACCUUACACAGGUAAAUUUGGAAGCGAAGAUAAAGAUGGAAUUGAUACUGCUUACAGAGUCAUUGCUGAUCAUGUUAGAACUUUGACCUUUGCCAUAACUGACGGCGGCAUUCCAAAUAAUGAAGGAAGAGGUUAUGUUUUGAGAAGAGUUUUGAGACGCGGAGCACGUUAUGUGCGUAAAUAUAUGAACUACCCUAUUGGUUCAUUCUUCCAACAAUUGGUACCAACUGUCAUUGAGCAGAGUUCUGAAAUUUUUCCUGAGAUUGCUCAAAACCAGCAAGAUUUAAAGGAGAUUUUAAACGAAGAAGAAUUGUCCUUCGCAAAAACUUUGGAUAGAGGCGAGAAAUUAUUCGAGCAAUAUGCUAUUAUUGCGUCUAAAACGCCCGAGCAAACAUUAUCAGGUAAGGAUGUAUGGAGGCUCUAUGAUACCUAUGGUUUCCCGGUAGAUUUGACAAGACUAAUGGCCGAAGAAGCUGGUUUAAAGAUCGACGAGGAUGGAUUCGAAAAAGCUAAAGAGGAGGCAAGAGAAGCUUCCAAAGCAGGAGGCAAUAAAAGUAGUGCCACUUUAGUCAAAUUGGAUGUUCAUGCUUUAUCUAAAUUGGAUGAAAACGAAAAGAUUCAGAAGACAGAUGAUUCCUUUAAAUACGGAUUGGAGAAUAUUAAAUCUCGUAUUUUAGCUAUUUACGAUGGGAAGUCAUUUGUUGAUUCGAUUGAUGAGUCUAUUGACACUGAAGUUGGAAUUAUUUUGGAUAAAACGCCUUUCUAUGCUGAAUCAGGUGGACAGCAAUAUGAUAAGGGUAAGUUAGUUAUCGAUGGAAAGGCAGAAUUCAAUGUCGAAAACGUGCAGUCUUAUGGUGGAUAUGUUUUGCACACGGGAAUAUUGUUAGAGGGCAGUUUGUCGUUAGAUAACGAAGUCAUCGCUUCUUACGACGAAUUGAGGAGAUGGCCAAUUAGAAAUAACCAUACUGGUACUCACAUAUUGAAUUUUGCGUUAAGGGAGGUCUUGGGAGAUGGCGUUGACCAAAAGGGGUCUUUGGUUGCACCUGAGAAAUUAAGAUUUGAUUUCAGCCACAAGCAGGCUUUACUGCCCGAAGAGCUUUCGAAAGUUGAAAAAAUUUCGAAUGAUUACAUUGAAGCCGACAAGAAGAUAUAUGCAAAGGAAGUAGCUUUAGCUACGGCAAAAAAGAUCUAUGGCUUGAGGGCUGUCUUUGGGGAAACGUAUCCAGAUCCAGUAAGAGUUGUUUCAAUUGGCGAACCGGUCGAUGAUUUGAUAUCAGUACCCGAGGAGAAGUCAUGGCAUGGUUUUUCGAUUGAACUCUGUGGUGGUACUCAUGUCAAUAAAACUGGUGACAUUAAGAAUUUGGUAAUAAUUGAAGAGUCUGGAAUUGCAAAAGGAAUCAGGAGAAUUGUUGCCGUCACAGGAACCGAGGCGCAUCAUGUUCAGCAUCUUGCUAAAGAGUUUGGGGCUGAAAUAGAGAAGACAACUGAAUUACCUUUUGGUCUGUACAAAGAAUCAAAGACGAAGGAAUUGGGAGUUGCUCUCAAGAAGUUGUCGAUAUCUGUUUUGGAUAAACAAGCAUUAACUUCGAAGUUCAAUGCGUUAGAUAAAUCGAUAAAGGAUGAAAUUAAAUCUAAGCAAAAAGAAGAAUCGAAGAAAACGCUUGAAAUCGUGAAUAAAUGGCUCUCUGAAGAGAGGUCACCACAAUAUCUUGUUACAAAGGUUCCGAUAAGUGCUAAUGCCAAAGCAAUAACUGAUGCCAUUAACUUAUUAAAGAAACAACAUAAAGAGAAAUCUCUUUACUUAAUUGCGGGAUCGGAUAAGGUUGCACAUGGCUGUUACGUUUCCGAUGAAGCUAUCUCUAAAGGCAUUAAUGCUACAGAGUUAGGAAAGAUAGCAUCCAUCAAUGUAGGAGGUAAAGCUGGUGGCAAGGGUAAUGUUGUGCAAGGUAUGGGAGACAAACCUGAAGGUGUUCAAUCUGCUAUCGAAGAAAUUACCAAAGUUUUUGCGCAAGCAUACAAGGACUAG